Messenger RNA from Styela clava, 1079 nucleotides. NCBI's taxonomy places the organism in Eukaryota, Metazoa, Chordata, Ascidiacea, Stolidobranchia, Styelidae. The record is from RefSeq and is a predicted model, not a curated record.
CCAAUAAAGGUUGGGAAACGCUGUUUUAGAGCCAUUCCGGCAUGUGCAAAACAGAAAAUAUGCAUGGAAGUGGAUAGUGUCGAAUCUCUACAGAGUGGUGCCGGUCUCAAUACUACAACAAAUUACCAUCUACCAGUACCGAACAAGAACGAAAUGAUGCUGAUAAUAGACGAAAAGAUAACAAAGGCCAUUGGGAAAUUACGGACCGAGAUCAUUAAUGUGGAAUCAAGAUUAUAUGCCAACCAACUUAAAACUGCUGCAAACAUAACAGCUAUAUUUGCUGAAGAGAUGAUGGAAUUGAAAGCGGAAAUUAUGCCUUUAAUGAAAUUUGGAAAGAGUUACUGUCAUGUAAUUCAUGGCGAAGGAUGUUAUUGGUUGGAACUUCACACAAAAUCUGAUUUAAUAAAGCUUACUGAUGCCAAAACAAUUUGUAGAGAAAGGGGUGGAUUUCUUGCAAAUGUAUACAAUCAAGAACAUUACAAUAAGAUGUUGGUGAAAAUUCGUUCAGAAAUGCCGUCAAAUUCUGAACAUGUUUACGUUUGGAUUGGAAUGAGAUUUAACCCACUUACCGGGGACGUCCUAUAUCGCAAUGGUGACGUUGCAACAUAUGCUAACUGGAUAGCUGGAGAAUAUCCAAAACUUGGAACUGAUUUUGCUAAGCGUGUGAAUAUUGACAUAAAAGUAUUCGUGGACCCAAACACGCCAGGGGGCGGAAUGGGAAAUUACGAUGGCUCGGGUGAUGUAGUGACACAUGGCGUAUUUUGUCAAAUUUAACAUAUCUUAUUCCUUUGGCCAUCUAAUUACCAUUGUUGAAGUCAUAAUGUGUUGCACCUUUCAAAGACGGAGAGACUACAAGUAAAAAGUAAUACAGCAUUUCACAACGACAAAUUUUUGAUUCUUUGACAGUUCUCAGCGAUAGACAAGCUAGAUAGCCUACUUAUGAAGAAUGCAAGUUUAUCAUUAUUAUGUUAGAAAUUUAUGUUAGACAAGUUAGAUAGCCUACUCAUGAAGAAUGCAAGUUAAUCAUUAUUAUGUUAGAAAAUUGUCGAAAUAAAAUAAAACAAUAUGUUUCAUUACUG